AUGCUAAAUUUACAGCUCAAUGGAAACAGUGUUGAUAUUGCCUACCAGCUUUUGGAAAGAAUGGAAGCUUAUGGGCGCCUAAGUGGACUGGUCAGAGAGCUUGAUCGAAUUUUCAGGCUCUAUGCUUUCAUAAUGCUUGUCAUAAUUGUGCCAUCUGUUAUUCUCACACUUAUGAUGGUAAAUCAACGCAUUCAUGGUAUCACGGACCUGAUAAUCUGCAUGCCCUCGAUUGCUCUAUGUAUCUACAGCUUUUUGGCGGUUACGGUAGCUCCGGCUAGACUUCAUGAUGAGGUCAGCAAAUCAAGAGUAUGCUUGAUUCGAAAUGAAACCAUAUGGUACCCGUAUAGGAAAGAUGUAUUCACAAUAGCACAAGCGCUGUCAUCCCACAUGGAACAGUAUGACCUAGGCAUAUCUAUAUGGGGUUUCGCUGUUUUAUCUAGACCCUUGGUUUUAGCGACAUUUUCUGUCAUGGCCAUGUUACUAUCGGUAAUUGUUGAAUUGACGCCAGCUCCACAUAUGGUAGAAGUCGUGAACUGCACGACAUCGGUGGAAAUAUGA
Molecule: messenger RNA, 558 nt
Organism: Cylicostephanus goldi
Lineage: Eukaryota; Metazoa; Nematoda; Chromadorea; Rhabditida; Strongylidae
Source: the annotation of a GenBank genome assembly